Molecule: messenger RNA, 1379 nt
Organism: Klebsormidium nitens
Lineage: Eukaryota; Viridiplantae; Streptophyta; Klebsormidiophyceae; Klebsormidiales; Klebsormidiaceae
Source: the annotation of a GenBank genome assembly
UUUCACUCUGCUGCCACUACCACCAACUACCACUGAUCAAUUCAUGGGUCGGUUCUGACCCGUCCAUUGGCAUGCAUGAGGCAAGGCAAUAUUUCUUCUGUUCCCUUGAUUCCUGGCGGCCAUCUCCUUCCUCAGGCUUGGGCUCUCAGGGUGCACAUGAUGCAAAAGGUGGUCCAUCCCUGAAUAGAAAAGACCGUAUUUUUAAGGUUCCUGAGCUGCGACGGCUGUCAGAGUUUGAGGCAAUUGCAAGCGCUUUGUUGGCAAGUUGCUGAAUCCUUCUCUUUGCUGGCCUUUAAAGCUCUUGAAAGCAAGGAUGAUGGCAGGAGCUCGGAUAGCACCUCAUCGUAAUUUUGUCGCUAGCAAUGGGGUCCUGAGCAGUGGUCAAUUGCGGGGCACAGAUUUGCGGCCACCUGUUCAACCAUGCCUCUGUGGUUUCAGUCAGCGGCUGUUCCGGAGACGUCACCUUGAUAUUGUUUCGAAAGGACAAUCAGCACAGAGUUUUACAACUGUCUUAUCUCAGCAGCCGUUGCAUUGUCAACCCGUUGGGGUUGAGCACAUGAACCAGGCGCGAGGAAGAAAAAGUAAGUUGCGCCUUUCAGCCACCGCACAAGCUGGCGGCCAAACAAACAGGGCCAACCUGCGGACUUGCAAGCAGUGCAAGCAACAGUAUGAUCCUGAAAGUAACCAUCCUCGGGCAUGUAAAUACCACACCGCCCACUAUGGAGGAGAGACGAGACGGAAGUUCGAAAGUGUCUACGAGGGGGGCACGCUGACAACUGCGGAUGGGGGCAAGAUAACAGCAUAUUGGCAUUGCUGUGGCAAUCAAGAUCCAACAGAUCCGGGAUGCGAAGCAGCGCCACAUAGAUCAUAUGACGAAUGAUUUAACCGUGACGUUUUGUCGAUGGAUUGUUUUCAGCCGUGUUGAAAUAGGGAGCUGUAAACGAGGUGGUCAUAAGAGGGUCACGUGCUCUUUAGAGUCUAUGCUACGUGCUGUAUAUUACUUGCUGGUCACUGGAGUUGGAGAAGCAAAUCAAGACCCGGGGUAUACUUACGUCUUGAAGGUAGUUGCGCAUCUGAAAUGGAAUCAUUUCGUCUCCUGGCAGUCCUAUCGAGUUCACACGUUAGGGGCCCCGCUCUACUCCGGUACUACAUUUUCGAAGCUUCAAAUGGGGGAGGUGCUUGGCUAUUGGGACUGUUGCGGAGCGACUGAUAAUGCGCAUCCAGGUUGUGUCGAGGGACCCCACACGUCGUAUGAGGAUCUAUGAACUUACAUGCUACUGCUUGUCGGCGGCUGUGCACCACGUACGUUCCACUUGGAUUGUAUGUAAUUUGCAUGGAGGUUAUUCUUCGCGUGCAAAAGUUGGCCAACUCGUCAUGGU